UGAAGAUGGAAAUUCUCAUUUCAGAAAUACGAAAGCGAAGUGUUUUGUGGAAUAAAAGCCAUUGUCGCUACAAAGACAGGCGAAGUGCAGAAAAGGAAUGGAACGAAGUUGCUAAAAAUGUUGGGGUUCCAAAGCAAGAUGCUAAAAAGAAGUGGCGAAAUUUGCGAGACCAGUUCAGUAAGGAAUUAAAAAAAAUUCCAAAAGGCAAAUCGGGCGACACACAAGACCAAGCACUUAUAUAUACUGGGAGGUGGCGUUAUUUCAAAAGCCUGCUUUUCCUUAGAGAUACAAUUUUCCCAAGAGAAACAGCUAGAAAUUUGUCGGUGAUGCUUGAAGAUUCAACUACUGCAACUGAAGCAGAUAAUAAUGUGACAAAUGCUGAAAUAAACUCCGAACUAACUUUCGUUGAAACAUGCCCUUCAUUCAGGUCUUUGUCUGUUCGUCGAAAGAGAAAGGACAAUCAUCAAGAUGGAAAAGCCGUUGAGCUUAGGCUUUUAGAUAUCGAAACCAAAAAGCUAGCUUUACUCGAAGCAUCAGAAGAUGAAAAUUCACUCUUUUUGAGGUCGCUUCUUCCAUUCAUGAAAAAAUUGGAUCCGAUUCGUCAGCUUCGUGUAAGGUGUAAAUUCCAAGAUAUAUUGUUACAGGAAAUUGAAGCUGAAUGUACAUUUCAAAUUGUAAAUGAACAAAAAUAA
This is a messenger RNA of Rhagoletis zephyria (snowberry fruit fly), 692 nucleotides long. RefSeq lists its product as uncharacterized. Gene Ontology annotation, molecular function: DNA binding. The record is from RefSeq and is a predicted model, not a curated record. NCBI's taxonomy places the organism in Eukaryota, Metazoa, Arthropoda, Insecta, Diptera, Tephritidae.